Pogonomyrmex barbatus (red harvester ant) is the source of this 996-nucleotide messenger RNA. Its product is annotated as exopolyphosphatase prune. The record is from RefSeq and is a predicted model, not a curated record. Gene Ontology annotation, molecular function: exopolyphosphatase activity. Gene Ontology annotation, cellular component: cytoplasm. Lineage: Eukaryota; Metazoa; Arthropoda; Insecta; Hymenoptera; Formicidae.
AAGAAAGAAAAUAUAUUAAUGAUGCAAACGCAAGGAACUAUGGAAGCAUUUCUUAAUGCAUCGAAAACCGCUUUAUUGCAAUUAACACUUUAUCAAACGGUUCGUGUUGUCCUGGGAAAUCAAACAUGUGAUUUGGAUUCCGCUGUAUGCGCCCUGGUCCAAGGAUUAUUGGAGUAUAUUAAUGUCAAGAUGCGUGGACUCGAUAAUGUUGCUGUAAUACCAGUCAUGAAUAUCCCAAAGAAGGAAUUUCGUAUUAAGACAGAGGUAGUUUACAGUUUAAGAUCUCAUGACAUCCCACUGGACUUGUUAACAUUCAGAGAUCAGAUUGAUUUGCAAAAUAUACAGAAUGAUGCCAACAAAAAGCUGGAGCUGAUUUUAGUCGAUCAUCAUACUCUCAUGAGCGAAGAUAUUGCAUUGAAACCUUCAGUCAUAACAAUUAUUGAUCAUCGACCACUAGAUCCAGCUUGGUCAUGGCCUAAUGUUCAGUUAAACAUAGAAACUGUUGGAAGCUGUGCCACUCUUGUCGCACGUAAUGCUCUGCGAAAGAAUCCUGAUAUACUGGAUGCUCAACUUUCCAGUCUUUUACGAGGUCCAAUAUUGGUUGAUACUUAUAAUAUGUCGGAUGAGGCUGGUAGAACAACUGCUACUGAUAUUGAUGUAGUAAAUGCUCUUGAGCUAAGUUUUAUGACUGACAGAACCGAAACAUUUAAGAAGAUUAUGCACGCAAAAACAGAUAUCAGUGAAUUAACUCUUGACGAACUCAUGAUUAAGGAUCUGAAAGUAACGAAUGGGAUACCCCUUGUAGGAUUUUCCCUUCUGGUCGAGAAUUUUCUUAUGCGAGAAGGUGCGAAAGAAGUAAUUGAAAAAUUUGCUAACGAAAGAAACUGCAAUAUUGUUGUUCUCAUCGGGCAGGAUGUGAGUAGAGAUGUAUCUAGAGAUAUUGCGAUUUUUUCAACGAUACACAAUCAACUGGCGAAUGAUGUAAGGAUUAUUUAA